AUGGGACGUACACAAGUAGCAGUUGGUUGUGCCGUUGGUAUUCCAAUUGGUGUUGGUAUUAUUAUUUCUUUAAUCUUUUGGGUACGUUUACAACGUAGAUUUAAAAAAGAAAUGGAAGAUGAUAAAGAAUUAGAACAUGCCAUUUAUGAUGAAUCAGGUUUUAUAUCUUUUGAUAAUUUUGAUUCUUUAAAACAUGAACAGAUUAAUGAAUCUCAGAGAGAUUUAUCAAGAACUUCUGAUACUACUAAUACAACAGAUCAAGAAUCUAUUACACAUCCAAGACGUAAUCAAAAUAGUAACGUUUAUAUUCCCGCAUACAGAAAAAGAAUUAAUUCAAUGCAAGCAAGAUCAAUAAGAAUAAGUUCAUUUAAUAAUAAUAUGUCAGAAACAAAUUCAAGUGAUUUAGGUCCACAUAACAACAACAACAACAAUAAUAAUAAUAUACAUAAUAAUAGUUCAAUGACAUCAUUAUCUGAAUUACCUCCACAACAUACUUAUAAACAAACUUCACAAUUACAUUCAAGUGUUUAUGAUCAAAUGGUACCAAUGGUUGAAUCCUUAAAUAAUGAAACUUAUUUCACUAAACCAAGAGAUCCAUCAACAAAUAAUAUGAUUUCAACAACAACUUUACAAUCAUCAACAGAAAAUUUGCAUAAUUCUAAUAGCUUCUUAAUAAAUGGUAAUUCAAUGGAUCAACAUAAUAAAUCACAAUUGAAAAAUUUAUAUCAUAAUAGUGAUUUAGAUUUAGGUUCAUAUUAUCCACGUCAUCCAUCUUCAUCUGCUACAAAUGGAAAUAAUCAAGGUGAUAUUUCAAGCAACAUUAUUGGAAAUAGUACCGAUUAUACUAAUACAUAUGGUUCUCCAUCUAUUGCAAGUCAUAUGUUUUCGGGACGUUCAAAUAAUACUGGAUCUCCUAGGACAAGAAAUCUUCAAAAUCAAAACAAUAAUAUUUUUGCAACGCCAACAACGGAAAGAUCUGCAUUUGAUUUCCCUUCAUCAAUUGACAAUGGAAGUAUAGAACAAAGACAUACACAUCAUUUACAUAAUAGAAGUCGAAGUCAAAAUAAUGUUGAUUUGAAUGGUGUAAAUAGUACCACGACGGGUAAUUUACCUUAUGAUCAACAUAGUUCAGAUUCUGAUAGUAAUAGUACAAAUGAAAACUUACAACAGCCACAAAAUGCUUAUAAGUUACAAAAUAAUUAUGAUGUUCAAAAUAAUAAUGAAAUAGAAGAAGAAGAUCAAUAUGAAAAUGAAUUUACAAAUUAUACAGAAAAUAGAAGACAAUUUAUUAACAGUAUGAGACCGCACUAA
Molecule: messenger RNA, 1311 nt
Organism: Maudiozyma saulgeensis
Lineage: Eukaryota; Fungi; Ascomycota; Saccharomycetes; Saccharomycetales; Saccharomycetaceae
Source: the annotation of a GenBank genome assembly